CACGGAAAUGUGAGGAAGAAAAGCGGCGCCGUGUAUUUAAACGGAAUGGCUGCCUCCGGGAAGCUCGCAUCUUUCCGCUUGCCUCCCUUGCCCACUGUCAGUGAACUGAUCAAGCUGUACAACCUGCGAGCAGAGAAACAGCUAUCUCAAAACUUUCUGUUGGAUUUGCGGCUCACAGACAAACUAGUGCGGCAGGCAGGCAAUUUGAACAAUGCCCAUGUGUGUGAAGUGGGUCCGGGUCCUGGGGGCUUGACCCGCUCUAUUCUGAACGCCGGGGCAACGGACCUGCUUGUGGUGGAGAAGGAUUCGCGCUUCAUCCCUGGAUUAAAGUUGCUGUCUGAGGCUGCGCCUGGCAGGUUGAGGAUUGUCCACGGUGACAUUCUUACCUAUAGAAUGGACAGAGGAUUCCCAGGAAGUAUCUCUCGUCCAUGGGAGGAGGAUCCACCAAAUCUUCACAUCAUAGGCAAUCUUCCCUUCAGUGUUUCUACUCCUCUCAUCAUCAGUUGGCUGGAGAACAUAGCCAAAAGGACCGGGCCUUUUGCUUAUGGACGCACCCGACUCACGCUCACCUUUCAGAAGGAGGUCGCAGAGAGGUUGACAGCCAGCACAAAGAGCAAACAGAGGAGCCGUCUGUCCAUCAUGGCUCAGUAUCUCUGCACCGUCCACCACCGUUUCACCAUCCCUGGAAGGGCCUUCGUCCCCAAACCAGAGGUGGACGUUGGAGUUGUUCAUUUCACCCCUUUGGUUCAGCCUCUCAUCCAGCAGCCCUUCAAACUGGUGGAGAAAGUCGUCAGGAAUGUUUUCCAGUUCCGCAGGAAGCACUGCCACCGAGGAAUCGGAUCCUCUGACCGAACUUGACCAAAAACGCGAGCUUCAAAACCAGAAGGAACACACCAACGCGCUCACGUGCACGGGCCAGCCGCCCCCGUCCGUGCCUGUGAGAAGCCCAGAAAUCAACACAGCGCUGGCUAUGGGAACGAGAGCAGCACUUAUUAGUCACCGACGAGGCAGCAGAUUUUAUAUAAUAGUCAACGUGUUGGCGGAAGCGGCACCCGACUGGCGAAUAUGCGCCCAGGGCUAUUGACUACUAGGGAUGGACAUACUGAAUAAUUAACUGGAUAAACUGUGAGAAAAAAAUGAGAAUGGGAAUGUCUCACGGGUGAGAGUCAUUGGAUGAAUCCGGUUCAGACCAUGCAGCGUUACGACCGGCACUGAUGAAAACGCACUUCUAGUCCAGGCAUUCGCGCAAAUCUAGGGACCGUCUAUCCAGAUGGCUGCACUGAAACUCAUCAACAAAAGCUCAAUUCAGUGGAUGCUUUGGAGAGUGAUAAAGCUUUACCCAUAGGUACAAAUUGUACGAUGCGUUGGGGCAGUAUGACAGCCGUGAAGUGUCUCAAACUUCUUGCCAGGCAGCAAUUUUGCAACGCCGAAUGAUAUGCUUACAAAACUGCAAAGCGUAAGAUGUGAUGAUGGCCUCAAAUAUGUCCAAAUCAUACCCAAAAUGAAAGGGGGAGGAAAAAAAUACAAGGACAACCGUGUCUUUUACGUUUAUCUUUGACUGCCUGCGGCAUACAGCACACAGAACAGGUUCCACCAUUGACUUGAUUGAUUGAGAAUUAAUGUGUGCUGCAGGUCGAAAGUGCAAAAGGUGAACAAUUAAUGAGCUCUUUGUGUGAUUUCAAAUAAAUGUGCAAAUUUCUAAUAAUUGCUGAGUACUCCUUCCUUCUAUUUGCGCAUUAAACAUGUAUAGUCAUUGAGAUAUCAAAGCCUCUCCUCUCGAUUCUCCC
Molecule: messenger RNA, 1787 nt
Organism: Phyllopteryx taeniolatus (common seadragon)
Lineage: Eukaryota; Metazoa; Chordata; Actinopteri; Syngnathiformes; Syngnathidae
Gene: tfb1m
Product: transcription factor B1, mitochondrial
Exons: 8
Coding region: 46-858 (270 amino acids)
Biological process (GO): rRNA methylation; transcription initiation at mitochondrial promoter
Cellular component (GO): mitochondrial matrix
Molecular function (GO): mitochondrial transcription factor activity; rRNA (adenine-N6,N6-)-dimethyltransferase activity
Source: RefSeq, a predicted model, not a curated record